UGCACCGUCCCCUCUUCCUGUGAGACGGUUGGUGCCUUAGCAACUAAACCUAGCAACUAGGGAAUCCUCGAGUGUUACGGAUCUCGGCUGAGGGGCCUUGGAAACCUUGAGCUCACAACGAGCCGUUUCCAGCCUCCUGGGCAAGGGAACAGUAUCUUCCCUUGCCUGGGAUUCUGGAACCAUUUCAUUCUGGUGAAAGUAAGAGGCAGCUUGGGACCAGCAGCCUUUCGCGGAGAAAAGUCUGACAUGCCCAUCCUAUGUGACAGUCGGCAAAACGACUCUGUGGAUAUCCCAAAUUAGUAAAGUAUCAAUCAAUGGAGGCAUCUGAAGUCUUAUUCAGUUGUUCAACGAAUUAUAAACUAACCUUUACUGCCCGUGGAACCGAAUUAAGGAAAAAGUCCAGGAAGAGGAAUUGCAGACUGGAUUUUUUUUUUUCCAUUUUGGCAGUUACUCAGUAACUGCUUUUUUUUGUUUGCUUGUUCCUGCGGCAUGCGGAAUCUUAGUUCCCCGACCAGGGAUCAACCCAUGCUCCCUGAAUUGGGAAUGCCAGGAAAAUUGCUGAAGCUAAAAGGGAUGUUUAAUUCUAAGUUUGGAUCCGUUCCCAAGUUUUAUGUUCGAGCACCAGGAAGAGUCAAUAUCAUAGGAGAGCAUAUAGAUUACUGUGGAUAUUCUGUUCUUCCUAUGGCUGUAGAACAAGAUAUGUUAAUAGCUGUGGAACCUGUGAAAACACACGUUCUCCAGCUGGCCAAUACCAAUCCCUUGUACCCGGACUUCAGUACUAGUGCUAAUAACAUCCAGAUUGACAAAACCAAGCCUCUGUGGCACAACUAUUUCUUAUGUGGAUUUAAAGGAAUUCAGGAACACUUUGGUCUUAGUGACUUGACUGGAAUGAAUUGCUUGGUCGAUGGAAACAUCCCACCGAGUUCUGGCCUCUCCAGCUCCAGUGCUUUGGUCUGUUGUGCUGGCUUGGUGACACUCACAGUGCUGGGCAUGAACCUAUCCAAGGUGGAACUUGCAGAAAUCUGCGCCAAGAGUGAGCGUUACAUUGGCACUGAAGGAGGAGGGAUGGACCAGUCCAUAUCAUUUCUUGCAGAAGAAGGAACUGCCAAGUUAAUAGAAUUUAGUCCUCUGAGGGCAACUGAUGUGAAACUCCCAAGUGGAGCAGUGUUUGUGAUUGCCAACAGUUGUGUGGAAAUGAAUAAAGCAGCAACUUCUCAUUUCAAUAUCAGGGUGAUGGAGUGUCGUCUGGCUGCAAAGCUGCUAGCUAAGCACAAAUGCUUGCCAUGGGAGGAAGUGUUGCGGCUGGAGGAGGUGCAGGCCAAGCUGGGGGUCAGUCUGGAAGAAAUGUUGUUGAUCACAGAAGAUACCCUUCACUCUGAACCCUAUAGCCCCGAGGAGAUCUGCAGGUGUCUGGGAAUUAGCCUGCAGGAACUCAAGACCCAAAUCCUGAGUCCAAACACUCAAGACGUGCUCACCUUCAAACUCUACCAGCGGGCAAAGCACGUGUAUAGCGAGGCUGCGAGAGUGCUCCAGUUUAAGAAGAUAUGUGAAGAAGCACCUGACAACACGGUCCAGCUGCUGGGGGAGUUAAUGAACCAGAGCCACGUGAGCUGCCGGGACAUGUACGAGUGUAGCUGCCCUGAGCUGGACCAGCUGGUGGACAUCUGUCGGAAAUUUGGGGCUCAAGGAUCACGACUUACGGGAGCAGGAUGGGGAGGCUGCACAGUAUCGAUAGUACCUGCUGACAAGCUGUCCAGCUUCCUAGCAAAUGUGCACGAAGCUUAUUACCAGAGGAGCAAUCGAAGCUUAGUGCCUGAGAAGCAGAGUUUGUUUGCUACCAAACCUGGAGGUGGAGCUUUGGUUUUCCUUGAGGCCUAAACUAUUUAGAGCAUUUAGGAACUGGCAGGACUUCUAUGCCACAGCAAAUUAAUCCUCUUUCUGUUUUGUAUUAUGAUGAAUGGUUGCUAUUAUCAAGAUGUAUUUCGAAAGAAAUGGUUGAAAGCUCCCUAUGCUUCAUAAUGAUUAUUUUUCCAUCUUAAAAUAUGUUUUCUACCAAUAAGAGCCAAAAUUAUGCUUGGCCAGAUCUCUUAAGAUAAUUUACUGGAUGUAUUGAUUUCAAGAUUUUUUAAAACAAAUGGUAAAAGACCAUCAAUACUGACCUCAUGGAUUGUACUUGAAUUAAACAUACAUUCUUAAAUACA
This is a messenger RNA of Orcinus orca (killer whale), 2201 nucleotides long. It is a transcript of the gene GALK2, whose product is annotated as galactokinase 2. Gene Ontology annotation, molecular function: ATP binding; galactokinase activity. Gene Ontology annotation, biological process: galactose metabolic process; carbohydrate phosphorylation. The record is from RefSeq and is a predicted model, not a curated record. Gene Ontology annotation, cellular component: cytoplasm; cytosol. The transcript is spliced from 12 exons. NCBI's taxonomy places the organism in Eukaryota, Metazoa, Chordata, Mammalia, Artiodactyla, Delphinidae. Bases 490 to 1878 code for a protein of 462 amino acids.